AUCUCACUCUUUCUUUAUUUAAAAAAGUAGGAGUUAUUCAUCAUGUGUAGAUAGGAGUAAUUCAGCAUUUUCCUUAUUAAAAGAAAGUGUACUGGAAUUUUCCGCCUUGCUUUAUUUUAAUACGUUUGCUUUUAAAUAAUUAAAUAUUAAAAUUAAAAAUAAAUCAUAAUGAAAGUGUUGAGAUUGUCCACACAUCCAGCCUCUGUGGCUUACUCCAUGACUACACUCGGAGCCAGCAUGAUGAACAGGAUUUUUGGUUUUUAUUAUGUGAAACUGUUCCUGAACAAGUACAAAAUAUCAGAAGGAGCUUUCCACAGGUCCCAGGUGGUGUAUAUGAUCUGGAAUGCAGUGAAUGACCCGCUCUUUGGCUACCUGCAGGACAACUGCCGCAUUCCCUGCUGCUCUCAGCGAAGGCUCUCCAUCCUGUAUGGCGCUCCGUUCUACAGCCUGGCCUUCCUGCUUGCCUGGUUCCCCUGGCGGUCAUAUGAGGCGGGGGACUGGCUGAGCGGUGUGCACCUGGUCAUCACGCUGUGCGCCUUUGACAGCAUGCUGACCUUCGUGCUCCUGGCCCAGUGCGCCCUCUUUACAGAGAUCUCAGAGAACCACCAGAUCCGCCUGAGGCUUAUCAAGUACAGCCAGGUGGCAUCUCUCAUCGGUUCCUCCAGUGUGCUCUUCUGCAGCCUCGUCUCCCACAACAUGGACAACUUCUUUGCCUUCCAGGUGUUCUGCAUGUUUGUGGCGGUGCUGGGAUGCGCCUGCAUGGUCUACACGGGCAUCCACAGUGAGAGCCGCUUCGACGCGAAGGUCGCGGAGGCGAGCUUGCAUCAGCCUCCUCUGUCGCUCUCCGCCGUGGUUACCAUGACAUGGCAGAUCCUCACCAACCGCGACUUCCAGCUGUUUGUCGUCAUGAACUUUUUCCAGGUCUUUCUCUUGGCCUUCUUUCACAACUUUGCCAUGAUCUUCUCCGAGCACCUCAUCCCUGCGAACGCCCUGCCAUCGCUGGCGAAGAGCUUCAUGUACGGUGCUGGAUUUAUCUGUCCUCAGUUAGUGGUGUUCUGCAGUCAAAAUCUGCACCGUGUGAUGGGGUAUUACCGCAUCAUCCUCACCACGUUUGUUUUGGAAGCUGGAGCUGCCUUGGUGAUGCUGCUGCUCGGGCCGGGACACUACUACUGCCUCGCUGUGUUCAUCACUGUUAACAUGAUUUUGCUCCAGUCGGCUGUCAGCCUCUUUAACCUGCCGCUGGCUGAUAUCAUCGACUUGGACCUGCAGAAAUACAAGCGCAGCUCCCCGCUUUCAUCAAUGGUUUUCGGGACCAACGCUCUCUUCACCAAACCUGCCCAGUCUUUAGCGCCCAUGUUGGUGGUCUUCAUUUUAAACCAGUACGGCUAUGAGGAAAUGAAGAAUGCCUAUGAGGAAAUGAAGGACAGCUACGUUAUAGAUCAGAGUGUACUGGAAACGCUCCACAGCACCAUGUUCUACCUGGUCUGCUUGGUGCCGUUGUGCAUCGCCACUCUGCAGUUUGUCUUCUGGAAGCCGUUCUCAAUCAGAGACAGUCACACAACUGACUCAAAGUACGUAGAGGGAUGAUUUCAUGGAGACUAG
Neoarius graeffei (lesser salmon catfish) is the source of this 1602-nucleotide messenger RNA. Its product is annotated as transmembrane protein 180-like. Bases 169 to 1587 code for a protein of 472 amino acids. The record is from RefSeq and is a predicted model, not a curated record. The transcript has 6 exons. NCBI's taxonomy places the organism in Eukaryota, Metazoa, Chordata, Actinopteri, Siluriformes, Ariidae.